Molecule: messenger RNA, 888 nt
Organism: Dichotomopilus funicola
Lineage: Eukaryota; Fungi; Ascomycota; Sordariomycetes; Sordariales; Chaetomiaceae
Product: ClpP/crotonase-like domain-containing protein
Exons: 2
Coding region: 1-888 (295 amino acids)
Biological process (GO): fatty acid beta-oxidation
Cellular component (GO): mitochondrion
Molecular function (GO): enoyl-CoA hydratase activity
Source: RefSeq, a predicted model, not a curated record
AUGAACACCCUCCGCGGCCUGCGGCCAAUGGCCUCCCGUUUCCAGCCGAGCACGCUCCCCCGCGUAGCCGGCGCCAGCGCCCGUUCAUUCUCGGCCACGGCCACCCGCAGCUACGAGUACAUUCAAGUCUCGGAACCGCGCCCAGGUGUAGGCCAAGUAACCCUCAACCGCCCCAAAGCCCUCAACGCCCUCAGCACCCCCCUCAUAACCGAGCUCAACACGGCCCUCCGCACCUUCCAAUCCAGCCCCUCCAUCUCCGCCAUCGUCCUGACCGGUUCCGAACGCGCCUUCGCCGCAGGCGCCGACAUCAAAGAAAUGGCCCCGCUCACCUUCAGCCAGGCCUACACCACCUCCUUCAUCGAGUCCUGGUCGGAUCUCACCACGGCGCUGAAGAAGCCGUUGAUUGCCGCCGUGUCGGGCCAUGCGUUGGGCGGUGGCUGUGAACUGGCGUUGAUGGCUGAUAUCCUGUACUGCACGCGAACCGCGAAUUUCGGUCAGCCGGAGAUUAAGCUUGGGACGAUCCCCGGGGCGGGGGGGAGUCAGAGACUAACGCGGGCGGUGGGGAAGGCGAAGGCGAUGGAGUUGGUGUUGACGGGGAAGUCGUUUAGCGGGGAGGAGGCGGAGAAGUGGGGGGUGGCGGCGAGGGUGUUUGAGGGGUAUGGGGAGUUGAUGGAGGGGGCGUUGGGGACGGCGGAGACGAUUGCCGGGUAUUCGAGGGUGGCGGUGCAGGCGGCGAAGGAGGUGGUGAAUCGGAGUCAGGAGUUGGGGUUGAGGGAUGGGGUGGAGUACGAGAGGAGGGUGUUUCAUGGGUUGUUUGGGAGUCGCGAUCAGAAGAUUGGGAUGGAGGCUUUUGCGGGGAAGAAGAAGGCUGAGUGGAGUCAUGAAUAG